Pygocentrus nattereri (red-bellied piranha) is the source of this 1600-nucleotide messenger RNA. RefSeq names its product cold inducible RNA binding protein b (gene cirbpb). Gene Ontology annotation, molecular function: RNA binding. The record is from RefSeq and is a predicted model, not a curated record. NCBI's taxonomy places the organism in Eukaryota, Metazoa, Chordata, Actinopteri, Characiformes, Serrasalmidae. The transcript is spliced from 7 exons. Gene Ontology annotation, cellular component: spliceosomal complex. Gene Ontology annotation, biological process: positive regulation of mRNA splicing, via spliceosome. Bases 117 to 722 code for a protein of 201 amino acids.
AGCUCAUAAACGGACUCCAUUUUACAAUCUGUCUCAUUCGCGCUUCGGAGCAGCAGCAGCAGCAGCAGGAGGUUGUGGUCUCGAAAUUGUGGUGAAGGCCGAAAAACACAAGAAAGAUGUCUGACGAAGGCAAGCUCUUUAUCGGUGGCCUCAGCUAUGACACCACUGAGCAAUCACUGGAGGAGGCCUUUUCCAAGUAUGGAACAAUUGCAAAAGUCGACGUUAUCAGAGAUCGUGAGACAGACCGGUCCAGGGGCUUUGGAUUUGUUACAUUUGAAAACCCAGAUGAUGCCAAAGAUGCCAUGGCUGCAAUGAAUGGAAAGUCUAUUGAUGGACGGAUGAUUCGUGUUGAUGAAGCUGGCAAAUCUGGUGGCCGGUCCGGUGGCUUCAGAGGUUCUGGUGGUGGCAGAGGAUUCUUCAGGGGAGGCAGAGGAAGAGGUGGUGGUGGAUAUGGUGGAGACAGGAGCUAUGGAGGUGGGGAUCGGGGAUAUGGCAGUAGCGAUAGAAGCUAUGGUGGUGACCGUAGUUAUGGAGGUGGGGAUAGGAGCUAUGGCAGUGGUGGUGACAGGAGUUACGGUAGUGGUGGUGGUGGCGGCUACUUCAACAGGAGUGGAGGCUACUCGGGUGGUGGAGGAUACAGAGACAACAGGAACCAGGGUGGUUAUGAACGAUCUGGAGGAUCUUACAGAGACGACUAUGACAGCUAUGCUGCACACGAGUAAAAAAAAUUCCUGAUUCCAAGACCAUCCCUUCGCUGGCUGUAUUUAAGAUGUGCUCUUCGAAGAACUUUGAUUUUCACUUUGUUUAAUUUUGAGUGUCUACUACUCUGCAACUUAAACCAUACUGAUAGCAUCUUGCAGUCCUUUUUUAAUUUUUUUUAUUUUCGAGUUUGAGCUACCCUGCUCUCUGAGAGGAGGGCUUAAGUCAUUCUUGGGCAUUUAAUUGCUGUAAAUGUUAAAGCUCAUUUAGAUUACUUGUACAUACAGUUGUUCCAUGAGAAAACAUGGGUUUUCUUUCCUUUUGUAUCUGUAAUGAAGUCUCACUGUUUUGAACCAUGUGUGAAAUCUCUGACCAGUUCAGCACAGCCUGAUAGCUUCUCAGAUCAAUUGACGGGGAAACUUUGGACCAAUUUCCAGUUUAAAAUGGCUCUGGGUGGGGGCAAAGGUGGGCGUCAAGCAGAAUUUUACUCGGAAGUAUCUGUCUCUAAAAAAAUAAAAAUAAAAUGAACCAUAUCAUUCCUAAAAGAAGCUUGCCAAGCUGUGAUGUGCUCUUGGGGGUGACUUGCAUCCUUGGUGUUGCAGAAGACUUGUAAAUGUUCAGUAUCCAAAGAGUGAACUACUUUAAUGGCUGAUGCCUCCAGUUGAUCAUGAAGUUGAAUGAUCUUCUCAGGGUGGCCUGAGGUACUUUACUCUUUGAGAGGUUUGAAUAUUAAAAAGUACUCUUUAUGAACGUAAUUUAAAUCGAACUCUUAAUGUCAAUUUUGUUCCCUCUGGUGGGAAAACUGUGCUCUGUUCUGUGUACCAACACCUGCAAAUUUUUUGUUCCUUUUUGUAAAAAAAAUUUGGCUUCAUGAAGCCCAUUAAACAAGUUGCUGAACAUG